AUGGAGUAUGGAUACACAGACACUGCUUUUCAGGAUGAUCCCUUGCACGGGGACGAAUUACAACCGUAUCCUACGACGUUGCGCGAACAGCAGCGCCAGCAGUCGAUACAGCAACCCUUCGCCGCUUAUGAAUCGGAGAUGGUAUAUAAUCUCGGUCAGCAAGGUCCGACACAAAAUCCGUACGAGGUCGUGCCACAGUACCCAGCACGGCAAUCUGCAGCGAUUGAUGCCCUGUCCAGCCAAUUUGCCGUUCCACAGUACUUUCCAACUAAUGAGCCGAUGGCAACAGGGGUCCCUGCAGAGGUUUCGCCCUACCUGAAUCCGCAAGUCUCUCCAUCUGCUUAUAACCAGGCCCGUCCCAUUGGGCGCUCGAGCGCAAUGCAGCCCUUUCCCGCAACUAUGGCCGAGUUUACCCCUGUGGGGGCAACGGCACGACGUUUGGAGCAACAAGAAACGUCCCAGCAGCAGCAACAUCAUUCACAGCAACAACAGCAGCAUGUAAUUCCGGAUUCGACAAAUCUCAAUGAAGAAUAUGGUCGGUUUCAACGAGUCUUGCGGUCGACGUUCGAUCACAUUCGCGCCGGUCGAUUGGUAGAGGCCGGGCGAUCACUCUUGGAAAUUUCCGAGUGGCUUGUCACUAAUGCGCGGGAACUUGGCAUUUUAAGCGACGAGCCGAUGUUCUAUUCUGAUCGGUUACAGUUAUGGAAUAACUUCAACAUCUGCUGGUUGGCUGUCUGCCAAAAACAGAAAGAUAUGACGCUGGAGCUGUUGGGGGCCGGCCAUCAGCCGUCGAACACAUCAAUGCUCAGUAGCGAUCGUUUGGACGAGAUGGGCAGAAAACUGAUUCAGCUAUGCGAUCAGAUGGAGCAGCAUGGACUGGUGGACUAUCAGAUGGGCAUUUGGGAGGAGGAGAUACUCUGUGUCCUUGGGGAAUGUAUCGAUCUAAUAGAAAGUCGACCAAGUAACAUGCGGGCACAUGGAGUGAACGCCGCCGCAGCCGCUACUUCGCGGUCCUGA
This is a messenger RNA of Aspergillus fumigatus Af293, 1017 nucleotides long. RefSeq lists its product as uncharacterized. Lineage: Eukaryota; Fungi; Ascomycota; Eurotiomycetes; Eurotiales; Aspergillaceae. The record is from RefSeq and is a predicted model, not a curated record.